Messenger RNA from Callithrix jacchus (white-tufted-ear marmoset), 625 nucleotides. RefSeq names its product translation machinery associated 7 homolog (gene TMA7). The record is from RefSeq and is a predicted model, not a curated record. NCBI's taxonomy places the organism in Eukaryota, Metazoa, Chordata, Mammalia, Primates, Cebidae.
GGGGCUGCGUCCCUGCCUACGAAAGGGGGUGGGAGCAGGCGCUCCGUUUCCGGUGGCAGGCGCUCCGUUUCCGGUGGCAGGGUCUGGGAAAGGGGCGGCAGGCGCCAUGUCCGGCCGGGAAGGUGGCAAGAAGAAGCCCCUGAAACAGCCCAAGAAGCAGGCCAAGGAAAUGGACGAGGAAGAUAAGGCUUUCAAGCAGAAACAAAAAGAAGAGCAGAAGAAACUCGAAGAGCUAAAAGCAAAGGCCGCGGGGAAGGGGCCCCUGGCCACAGGUGGAAUUAAGAAAUCUGGCAAAAAGUAAGCUGUUCCUUGUCCCUGAGGAGAUGGUGACCCUUUAUUUCAUCCGUAUUUAAACAUCUGUAUUCCCUGCCAUAGCAUCUUUUGCCACCUAUAGCUAGAAUUAAGUGUUGUCUUGGAGCGGUUGUACAUUUAAGAAUAAACUUUUGUAUAAAAAAAAAAAGUAUAGUGGCUUAUCAUCUCUUUAGUUGUUUUCACUAAGUCAUUCCUACCAUAACUGUGAAUUUAAAGUAAAACCAGCUCAGAAUCUUGCAGGAGUCUGCUUUUUGGUCCUUGUUCUACCUUAAACUUUGUAUCACCUGAAAUUAAACCAACUUGUUUGAAAGGA